AUGGUCAAUACGGGGGGAAGACAGGGACAGGAGGGGAACACAGUGGGUCCCGGGGACAGGACAGGAGGGGAACACAGUGGGUCCCGGGGACAGGACAGGAGGGGAACACAGUGGUUCCCGGGGACAGGACAGGAGGGGAACACAGUGGUUCCCGGGGACAGGACAGGAGGGGAACACACAGUGGUUCAGGAGGGGAACACAGUGGACAGGAGGGGAACACAGGACAGGGGAACACAGUGGGUCCCGGGGACAGGACAGGAGGGGAACACAGUGGGUCCCGGGACAGGACACUCGGGACAGGACAGGAGGGGAACACAGUGGGUCCCAGGGGACAGGACAGGAGGGAACACAGUGGUUCCCGGGACAGGACAGGAGGGGAACACAGUGGUUCCCGGGGACAGGACAGGAGGGGAACACAGUGGUUCCCGGGGACAGGACAGGAGGGGAACACAGUGGUUCCCGGGGACAGGACAGGAGGGGAACACAGUGGGUCCCGGGACAGGACAGGAGGGGAACACAGUGGGUCCCGGGGACAGGACAGGAGGGGAACACAGUGGUUCCCGGGGGACAGGACAGGAGGGGGAACACAGUGGGUCCCGGGGACAGGACAGGAGGGAACACAGUGGGUCCCGGGACAGGACAGGAGGAGGAACACAGUGGUUCCCGGGGGACAGGACAGGAGGGGAACACAGUGGUUCCCAGGGGGACAGUUCCCCGGGACAGGACAGGAGGGAACACAGUGGGUCCCGGGGACAGGACAGGAGGGGGGAACACAGUGGUUCCCCGGGACAGGAGGGGGAACACAGUGGGUCCCCAGGGGACAGGACAGGAGGGGAACACAGUGGUUCCCGGGGACAGGACAGGAGUGGGGGGAACACAGUGGGUCCCAGGGGGACAGGGGAGGGGAACACAGUGGUUCCCGGGGGGACAGGACAGGAGGGGAACACAGUGGUUCCCAGGACAGUGGGGGAAGGACAGUGGUUCCCAGUGGGGGACAGGAGGGGGGGAACACACACAGGAGGGGAACACAGUGGUUCCCGGGGGACAGGAGGGGAACACAGUGGGUCCCAGGGGAGGGGGACAGGAGGGGGAACACAGUGGUUCCCGGGGACAGGACAGGAGGGGAACACGGUGGUUCCCGGGGACAGGACAGGAGGGGAACACGGUGGUUCCCGGGGACAGGACAGGAGGGGAACACAGUGGUUCCCGGGGACAGGACAGGAGGGGAACACAGUGGGUCCCGGGAACAGGACAGGAGGGGAACACAGUGGGUCCCGGGAACAGGACAGACAAGAAAGAUGGGCGAGGACAGGAUGGGGAGAGAAAGAUGGGCGGGAUCAGGACGGGGAAGAGUGA
Messenger RNA from Haliotis rubra (blacklip abalone), 1356 nucleotides. RefSeq names its product spore wall protein 2-like. The transcript has a single exon. The record is from RefSeq and is a predicted model, not a curated record. Lineage: Eukaryota; Metazoa; Mollusca; Gastropoda; Lepetellida; Haliotidae. The coding region runs from base 1 to 1356 and encodes 451 amino acids.